This is a messenger RNA of Diversispora eburnea, 1206 nucleotides long. The record is from the annotation of a GenBank genome assembly. Lineage: Eukaryota; Fungi; Glomeromycota; Glomeromycetes; Diversisporales; Diversisporaceae.
AAAGAAUGUCAAUUAUCAAAGGCAGAAAAUGGUACUUUAAGAUCAGAAAUCGAUUCCUUAAAGUUGAAAAUCAACACCGCGUCAUCAACAAACAGUGAUCUUGAGAAAGAAAAUAAGGCAGAAAAUAAUUCCUUAAAUAUUGAAACCCAAAGAAAAUUUGACAAAUUCUCUGGGGUUAAAAUAGAAACAGAUGUAAAUAAAUCAAAUGCAAAUGAAUCAUAUGAAUCAGACCCUGAAAAAUUGAAAAUUGAGAAUGAUGAAUUGAAAAAAAUUAUCAAUAUUGAUAAGGAUAAACAACCUAUAAUUCGAAUUAUUGAAGACCUUAGGAGAGAAGCAGCAAAAUAUCAAUCUGCAUUGGGAAACGCAACGAAUUUUAUGCUCGGUGAUUACGAUCCCAAUAACAAGGUACGACUUGCAAAAGAUAUUGGAACCUUACAAAGAAAACUUGAUGAAUUCUCUGCGGUUAAAAUAGGAAUAGAUAUAAAUGAAUCAAAUGCAAAUGAAUUAUUGAAAGAAUACGACAUUUCUGACAUUUCUGAAAUUACUGAUAAAAUACAAUAUAAAAUAUAUGUCAAAGCUGCUUUACAAAGAAAAAUAUUAGAAACAAUUUUAAAUGAUACUUCUUCUUACUUUAACCCAAAAAAAGAAGAAGAAGAAAAAUAUGAUGACCUCGAAAGACUUACGGUUUUGGAAGUCAAAAAACUUAUGGAACUUAUUCAGCGUUUUGCGAACGAUAGAGUAGGCAAUGACGACGUAACUCGAGCUCUUCCAGUAAAAUUACGACAACAAAUUUAUGCCAUUCUUGGAAAUCGAGGAUUUGCUAAUAAUAUUCCUGAUGAAAAUGGAACUGAAAAAGAAAAUCAAUUUAUUAAGAAUCUUUUGGAUAAUCUCAAAGAUCUAGUGAAUUCUAUUCGAACCGUUAAAGAUCCUAAAAAAGAAACCAAAUUUAACAAUAUGGCUCCUGAUCUUAUUCGAGAUAUCAUAAGAAUAUUCUUUUUUCGCCUAAAAGUAGAAGAACCUAUGAUCGACGAGCCACAAUGGUUCCCUUCUAAAACACCCGUGGAUCCCUAUACCAUGACAGGAAUAUUUGAUGAAGAUGAAUCUCAAAAUUUGGAAGUGAAAAUAUGUUCUUUCCCUGCAAUUGGAUAUAAUACGAAUGAGGGAAAACGAGAGAUACUUAUUCAGGCAAAAGUUUGCGUGAAUUGA